This is a messenger RNA of Tribolium madens (black flour beetle), 449 nucleotides long. RefSeq lists its product as uncharacterized. Bases 1 to 423 code for a protein of 140 amino acids. Lineage: Eukaryota; Metazoa; Arthropoda; Insecta; Coleoptera; Tenebrionidae. The transcript is spliced from 3 exons. The record is from RefSeq and is a predicted model, not a curated record.
AUGAGUGGGAAACAAGAUGGCUACGUUUAUUUCAGAAACCGCAUGUCCUCUAGCGUUUUACAGGCCGAUGAGCGUUAUGUCAGUAUUAAACGCCCUUCCAAGAUUGGAAGUCAAUUGUGGGCCCCGGAUUAUUUACAUCAUGGAAAAGUCAAGAUUGUUACCAAAUCCAACGAGUUCAAAGUUUUGGAUAUGGAAGGGACGACAUAUGGGUCAAAAAUAAUUACAGCUCAAGAUGUGGGUCCAGAAAAAGAGACGCAAUAUUGGCAUAUUGGUUAUCAUGGUGAUAUUGUUAAUGCUAAAACCGGACUUUGCAUAAGCAUUCCCCAGACAAAUAACUCUUACCCAUAUGGGCUAGAGGUGGUGGGGCAUUAUUUCCAUGGGGGUGAUUGGCAGCGAUUUACUAUAGAACAUGUAGAUUAUUGAGAAAAUUUUUGAUUAAAUUUUUUUUU